AUGGAGACCAAAUGGACUUGUGCCGAACAAGACGGGAACCGACACAUUGCGAUGGAAGAAGCUCUGGGAGAUGGAGCUGGUCUGACAUCCGAGAGUGACACGAUGGCCGCGAGACGAUCGAACAACGAGUCGCUGGACCUGACCACCUCCCAGCGAGAGCACCACGAGCACCACAAUGCUUGGUAUGACGACUUUGCCAUCGAAGGCAUCUCCCAGGGAGGCUUCCAACCGGCAAUGCCUGGAUGGCUUGUCAAUGUUCAACCUGGUAGCGGACAUGAAUGGAUGGCACCUGGACCAAGCGACCAACGCGGACAAUGCCCAGGCCUAAAUGCAGCGGCAAAUCACGGCUUCCUGCCUCGCACUGGCGUCACAACUAUUCAGCAAACGAUUGACGGCCUUGGAGCUGCUUACAGCAUGUCGCCAGAGCUCGCAUUGGCACUGGCAGUCAUCUCUGUUGCUAUCUCCGGCGAUCCAAUCGCAGGCACCUGGUCUAUCGGCGGUGCAUAUGGCGGUACUUUAGGCCUUCUGGGUAAGCCAAGUGGUAUUCUUGGCACACACAACCGCUACGAGGGAGACGCAUCGAUCGUCAGAGGCGAUGCCUAUAUGCACGAUGGGUUUGUUGGCUUCUUUGAAGACCACCGCUGGAACCGACUCUACGACGCCAUCGGAUCAGACGGUCUGACCCAUGACAAAGCCGCGGCUCAAGCAUACUACACCGCGCAAUACUCGAUCGAGAACAACCCAUACUACUUCUCUGGUCCCUUCUCCGGCCUCGUGGCACCCGAUGCCCACAACUUCGUCGUCCACCUAAUGUCCAACCGCUCCGAAGAGAAUAAAGGCGGUGACCUCAAAGCCAACGUUCUAAAAUCCUUCUUCUCCGUCACCGGCGAACCCGGAAGUUUCGUGCACACUCCAGGCCACGAACGGAUCCCCUUGAACUGGUACAAACGCCCCACCUCUCAACCCAUGAACACCGUCGACACAAACGCCGACACCGUCAUCAACAACGGAAUGUAUCCGGGUAUCAUUCGUUUCGGAGGCAACACCGGGCAAACGAACUCUUUCGUCGGUAUCGAUACCGGAAAUUUGACGGGAGGUGUAUUCACUGGAAGCUCUCUUCUCGAAGGCAACAACCUUUCCUGCUUCCUGUUGCAAGCGACUCAAGCUGGACUAUCGGAUGCUGCAUUCCCACUAUUGGAGCCUGUCGGACAGAUCUUGGAUUUCAUGAGCAAGAAUUUGGGACCGCAGCUCCAAGGACUCAAUUGUCCGCAAUUGCAUAGCUUUAAUAAUGAGCUUUUUAAGGCUUAUCCUGGAGCGACGUUUAAGGCUCAGGGACAGUAAUUGGGAGGACAAUGGACUGGGCGAUUGAGAUGUGAGAUCUAUCGUUGAUGUGUUGUCGUUGAUAGCCAUCCAAAAUUGAUGAAGAAUUGUAAUGUACUCAGAUCGUUUCCAAGUUCUCAGCGGGUUGUACGAAACUUGCGCAUACGCAAGAGAGACUCUCUCUCUCUCUUUGUCGAGGAACAGUCCAUAACCUUCCUUGCCGACAACAUCAAGCAAACCCACUCACCACUCUCUGCCUAGCGUCCGAUCUCC
This is a messenger RNA of Pseudocercospora fijiensis CIRAD86, 1593 nucleotides long. RefSeq lists its product as uncharacterized. Gene Ontology annotation, molecular function: peroxidase activity. The coding region runs from base 1 to 1341 and encodes 446 amino acids. The transcript has 5 exons. The record is from RefSeq and is a predicted model, not a curated record. NCBI's taxonomy places the organism in Eukaryota, Fungi, Ascomycota, Dothideomycetes, Mycosphaerellales, Mycosphaerellaceae.